This is a messenger RNA of Kickxella alabastrina, 1213 nucleotides long. RefSeq names its product Grap2 and cyclin-D-interacting-domain-containing protein. Bases 70 to 1122 code for a protein of 350 amino acids. The transcript has a single exon. Lineage: Eukaryota; Fungi; Kickxellomycota; Kickxellomycetes; Kickxellales; Kickxellaceae. Gene Ontology annotation, cellular component: nucleus. Gene Ontology annotation, biological process: regulation of cell cycle. The record is from RefSeq and is a predicted model, not a curated record.
CAUCACAUUCUAUCUGUUGAAUUUACACUAAUAUAUAUUUUUCAUUUGCCCAACUUGUAAAUACUAUACAUGUCUUCCUCUACACCCAUAAAGAACGACAUCACGCAAGAGUCGCAAAAGCUGCUCCACGCCGCAGCACUUAACAUUGUGGCGCUAAUCGACCACGUGCACAAAUACGAAGGAACAGAAAGCACCAGCGCUGGAUUCUCCGGCGCCAACCUUAAAAGAUCAAUCAACGAACUCGCCGACGCCAUUGACAAAGAAGUCACCCGUUUCCUGAUCGCCUGCAAGCCGCCGGCGCUCGAAGUCGAGAUCCGCGCGCUAACCCCGAAGAUCCUCGCAGGCUUCUUCCAGCUCGUUCAGCAUUUCGACCGGAUUCCAAAACUCGCAGGUAAAACCUACCUUGACGCCGUGCGCAAGGCGAUUUGCCGGUCGCUUGUGGCCAUUGCUAUGGUGUUUAAUUCGUUUAUUGAGGAGCCAGUGGAGGUAGAUAAGGCAGUGGUGGCGGAGAUGUCAUAUAUGGCGUCGUCGGGGAUCUUCUGGGAGCACUGCAGGGCACUGGCACAGAUUCCCACGGAUAACCGGACGGCGGUCGUGGCGGUAUGGGCGGAGUCCGUUGGGAGCCUGGUGAAGGACGCGGCAGAGGAGCUAAGCGAAUCCCUGCAGGAGGCCGAGGCCGUGGAUUCGAAGGACUCAAAGGAUAGCGAGUACUCGGACGAUAGCAUGGAUGACUUCGACCCAGAGAUCCCCACGCACAGGGCUGCAGAAGGCCGGAAAAUCCAGAAGCUGGUUAAUGUGGCCAAACACACGUGCGAUAAGAUUGCACUGAGAUGUAUCCGGGAUUGCGCCCAGCUGGAUGAUGAGCGCACAGUGUGGCUGGAUAGGCUAUUGGAUUUGGGAAGGCCGGUUCAGAGCUCGGUUGAUGAGCUUGUGGCGACUUUGUUUGCCGAUGAGGACGUGUGGAUGGCGCAAGUUGGAGUGGAGAAGGAGGCAUUAACGCGCGCUUUGGGCGAACUGGUCACUUUGGCUAUUACCUUUGUGGAUGACUCGCAUCUACCUUGGUUUGAACUUUGCCGGAAACAGUUGGAUGCUGCAAAGCAUACCUCCAAUGUUGUUCGCUAGACCUUCCCUUUUUUGUUUACGGCGCAGAAAGUAAUGCAUAUUAGAAACUAGUCUGUGUUUAAUUGAUUCGACUCGAACUGCUUCAUGCAUG